AUGGCCAAGAUCCCGCUGGGCGAGUUGCGCAGCACGAGACUCAUAAACAAUCUCCACAAACCAGCGGACGACACCAAGGACGAGCUGACUGCGUUCGUCUACGAAGCCACUGUGGUAGCCACAAACGAGACAGUACAGUUGAAGAUCGGGCCAGACGAGCCCAGCUUCGCGAACGAGAUAUUAGUCUACAAGGCGCUGUCGGACAAGCCCGGGGAGACCGCGUCUGUGUUCAAAGCCAUCGCGACCAACGCGACAGGCAGUACCGUCGGCAUCGUUACCGAGUUCAUCGAGGUCACGGAGGCACCAACGAUCAGCGACACAGAGACCUGCAGGAGCAAUCUGCUUGCUCUGCACAGGAAGGGGUGGGCUCACGGGGGGCUGGACGCGGACGAUUUCCUGGUGAAAGAUGGCAGGUGCUGGAUUGAGAAUUUCAGGCAUGCCCAGAAGGUGGCUGAUGAAGAUCCGAACAGGGGGUGGUCAGCUGCCGGAGAUGGUAUCAAGGCGGAUCGAAAUGCGUUUCGACGUAAUCUUCAACCAACAGCCCGGAGGGACCAUAGAGUUUCCGCAACACUCAUAGAUUCGGCCUUGACCAGGUCUUGGAUGUGCUAG
Molecule: messenger RNA, 609 nt
Organism: Anthostomella pinea
Lineage: Eukaryota; Fungi; Ascomycota; Sordariomycetes; Xylariales; Xylariaceae
Source: the annotation of a GenBank genome assembly